Molecule: messenger RNA, 1020 nt
Organism: Uloborus diversus
Lineage: Eukaryota; Metazoa; Arthropoda; Arachnida; Araneae; Uloboridae
Product: protein ABHD11-like
Exons: 6
Coding region: 78-980 (300 amino acids)
Source: RefSeq, a predicted model, not a curated record
GCAAAGCAAAACUGCUGUAAAAGCUUCCUUUCGAGUUUGAUGCACGUUGUAGUAGCGACGUUUUUAGAAAUUUGACCAUGGAAAUAACGAACGGAGAUACAUGUGAUAGGUGGCAACCUGUUCGACUGCAUUCCACAAGUUAUACACCUAGCAAUGUUAAAGACGACUUGACUCCAAUUAUUUUUCUGCACGGACUAGGAUCGUCCAGUCUGACAUGGAACAGAAUUAUGCGGGUAAUUGCGGAAAAAACAGGGCGCCAAGUACAUGCUCUAGACUUGAGGAAUCACGGAAAAAGUGAGUGGGCCAAAAUUAUGACUAUAGAUUCUGUUAGAAUGGACUUGAAGAAUUUCAUGUCGACAAAAAAUAUUCCUAAGGCCGUGCUUGUUUCUCAUAGUUUUGGAUGUAUGCAAGCAAUGGCUUUGUGUUUAAGUGAGCCCCACCUGGUCGAAAAAAUAGUUGUUGAAGAAUGUAUAGUUGGGAAAAUACCAAAUGAGUCCAAAAGGUUCUUCCAAGCUUUGCUCAUGGUGAUGCAAAAGGCAGUUUCCCAUCUUCCACGUUCUAUGACAGAAAAAGAAGCGUACAACUAUGUAAACCAGUUCCUUCAAGACAACCAUCAAAAAUUUCAAGAAAACCUUGGUAUACCUUCUUAUUCGAAAAUGCCAAAAAUGGAAGUCCUCCCGUUUUAUAAAAACAAAGAAACCGGACAGUUUGAAUGGAGGAUAAAUCUGGAUGCUAUUGCGCAAUAUUUUGCAAAGGAGGAGACUUCAUUAGACCUAACGAAAGCUAUGCCGUUUGAAAAACAAAGCCUCUUUAUCUACGGAAAGUAUUCCUUCUUUGACGUGGAAGCAGAUGAGACUUGUAGAAAGAAGUUUUUUCCAAACUCACAGCUACAUAUAAUUGAAAAUGGAUCUCAUACAUUACAUCUUGAAUGUCCCGAAAAAUAUAUUGACCUGGUUGUAAAUUUUGUUCAAAAUGAUUGAAAAAUUAUUUCCUUUCAUAAUAAAAAUCAAACAGACUGUA